Physeter macrocephalus (sperm whale) is the source of this 156-nucleotide messenger RNA. Its product is annotated as 60S ribosomal protein L39-like. The record is from RefSeq and is a predicted model, not a curated record. Gene Ontology annotation, biological process: translation. The transcript has a single exon. The coding region runs from base 1 to 156 and encodes 51 amino acids. Gene Ontology annotation, molecular function: structural constituent of ribosome. Gene Ontology annotation, cellular component: cytosolic large ribosomal subunit; ribosome. NCBI's taxonomy places the organism in Eukaryota, Metazoa, Chordata, Mammalia, Artiodactyla, Physeteridae.
AUGUCUUCUCACAAGACUUUCAGGAUCAAGCAAUUCCUGGCUAAGAAACAAAAGCAGAAUCAUCCCAUUCCCCAGUGGAUUCAGAUGAAAACUGGUAAUAAAAUCAGAUAUAACUCCAAGAGGAGACGUUGGAGAAGAAUCAAGCUGGCUCUAUAA